Messenger RNA from Lotus japonicus, 1780 nucleotides. Its product is annotated as type 2 DNA topoisomerase 6 subunit B-like. The record is from RefSeq and is a predicted model, not a curated record. Gene Ontology annotation, cellular component: condensed chromosome. NCBI's taxonomy places the organism in Eukaryota, Viridiplantae, Streptophyta, Magnoliopsida, Fabales, Fabaceae. The transcript has 12 exons. Bases 27 to 1430 code for a protein of 467 amino acids. Gene Ontology annotation, molecular function: protein-macromolecule adaptor activity. Gene Ontology annotation, biological process: meiotic DNA double-strand break formation; reciprocal meiotic recombination.
AGUUUCAACACUUCUCCGAUUCUGAAAUGGAGUUCUCUUCGGUUCAGAAACUCUGCUUACACUUGAUUUCCUUAGCAUACCGGAGAUGCCGAUUAUCGGAGCAGAUUUGCAGACUCUCCGUCAUUCUCACUCGCUCUUCAUCUUCGCUUCCCUCUCUCCGAAUUUCAAUCUCUGAUACUGGCAUUGGAAGCUGCUUAGAGGAGUUUCAGGAGUUGAGGUUUUCUUCCACAGAUGUUGCUGACAAUUGGGAUGGGGUGCUUUCUAUCAAAACCACCAGCAUUAGUGAUACAGAGAUAUAUAAUUAUCAGAUAAAUCUGAAAGGAAGUGGUUCCUCCAGAAUAACAAGACUACCUUCUGACAUGAAAAACGGUGCUAUAUUCAGUGGUACUGAAGUUUGUCUGUCUCCUAUUAUUAGCCUUGAUCUCUUGGUGGCUGAAAUUCAUAGCUUUGUACAGAAGAUGCUAGUUCUAAGGAUUCCUAAUGUUGCAAUUCAAUUAGUAGCAGAAGAUUGUGAUGUACUUGGAUCAAGAUAUGAAAAGGUUUUUCCUGCAAAUAUGUGCAACGACUUAUCUAUCCCAGCAGCAAAUCUUGAACGUCUUAUGUCAGGCCUCGAAGACUAUGUACUUAAGCAUGGAAAUAAUUUAAGUGACAAGUGUAAUUCUUGCUUCCCAAGUUGGGAGACGCUCAAAGUUGGGAGCGGGGUAGUCUGCUGUACUGAAAAUCGUCUACACACUGAACUGGUGAUGGAGGCAGUUAUAAUAUUAAGUAACAUAUCAAUUCAGAACACUACGUGUCUCAGGGAAUAUGGUGAUAAAACAGAGGUUUUGUAUUUCAAGGACUUUUCCCCAUGCACGAUGUCUCAAUCAUCUAUGAAGGCAUUGAAGGGCAUUGGCUGGAAAAGAUACGGUCUGCAUUUAGGGGGCAUAGUAGAGAAAGAUGGCUUUGCAAUACUAGAAUGGGAAAACUUGCCUUCAGAUACUCAUAUCGAUAUAGUGCUCCAUUCAUAUCAUAAACAGACCGUGGUACCUGCUCCAAGGAAAAUGUCUCAACUUGAUAGAAAACUUGUUAAAGGAGCUGUUAAACUUUCACUGGAUGACCUGAAGAUGAAGCAUUCCGGGGUUUUGUUAAGUUCUCGUGCCCUUCAGAUUCGCAGUUAUGCCCCUGAUCUCGCAAAAACAAUUGCUGGGUUAAUCUCGUCUUCCACUGACUUAGAUUUCCAGGGUGAAUGCUUUUCUCUUCUGGGAUUACAGUCCCGAGAAGUUGGAGCUGAAAUUAUGGAAAACUGCAUCAAGGAAAGGAUUGUUUCAGUUAUAGAGAUAAACGACAGGAAGGCCCACAAAUCUAAUGAAGUUGCACCUUUCCUUUUUGAGGAUGACAAUGUCCAGGAAGUGGCGUUUCAAGAAGUCCAUUCCAGCCCCUUGGACUUGUAACUGUUGUAAGGUUUUCCUGCGCCCGUAGUCCAUACUUCAAAUUACCAUCACUUGGCAAAUACUGCCAGUUCCUGUGAUGCACCAUUGGUUAGAAAUUUUAUAAGCAUUGCAUGACUGUUUGAAUGCUGCUAAAACCUAUGUGGAUGUGAAUACUUCAAUGCCCUUAGUAGAACAAUUGUAUACCCUCCUACUUAAUCCUCCUUAGUCCUGAAUAGAAUAAUUAUAAAUCCUCCUAUUUGAUCCUCCUAAGUCUUAAAUGUUUGUUACGUUUCCAAAGACUAAAUGUAUUUGAUUUUUCAUGUCAUAUAUUCUUUAUAUAGUGAUAAGAGGAUUUGUAGAAAUAUUUUUAG